UAACUUCCUGUUUCGAGGAAAGGCAAGUAGAAAAGUAAAUUUGCUUGGAGCAAAUUCCACACACGACAAUCAUGGGGCCGAUCAAAAGAAAGACGGGGCCCACGAAUGAUUCAUUUGUUCGAUCAAAGAAGGUCGGCGAAAAUGAUAACAGACCGCAAAAGAGACUGCGACAGGAGGACACUGGAACCUCUAAUACAGCAAAGCCCAACAGCGGAACUACCACUCUACCGACUGCACAUGUUCCCAAAAUUGCAAAAGCCAGAGAAGAAGAGGCUGCCUUCCCACGUGGAGGCGCAAGCGUCCUAACACCUCUGGAGCACAAACAGAUUAACAUCGACGCGACCAGAGAUGUCCUGUUCGAACAUGAGACCGCAUCAAGGGCGAAAGCUGAUGGGGAUUCAGAAGCGGCUACUACCCAUGGAGGGAAGAAGCGCAAGCAAAAAAGCAAGGGAACCAAGGACGCAAAUGUGAAGGGGGACGAAGGUGACGACAUAAGGAUCGAGGGUCUAAGUUACAAGCGCCUCGUCCCAGGGUCAUUGGUACUUGGGCAAGUCUCGAAAAUAAAUAUUCAUGAUAUAGCUCUAGCACUUCCAAACAACCUAACUGGUUAUGUCCCCCUAACCUCGAUAUCGGGGAAGUUGACGGAAAGGGUUGAAAGGUUGGUGGCAGCAGAUGACGGAGCAAGCGACGACGAUUCUUCGAGUAUAGCAGAUGACAUUGAUCUCAACGACCUAUUCUCAGUUGGUCAGUACCUGCGAGCGUUCGUUGUUUCUACGAACGAGAGCAAUGCAUCUGGCGCUGAGGUCGGGAAACGGCGCAUUGAGCUCUCUCUUCAGCCUCAGCAAGCCAAUAGCGGCAUUACUGCGAAAGAACUGGCCCCGAACAGCAUGAUAAUGGCAUCAGUGGUCAGUGUUGAAGAUCAUGGUAUUAUUAUGGACAUUGGGUUGCAGAAAUCUGCCAUUGGAGGGUUCAUGUCCUCCAAAGAGAUCGGGUACGCCAUCGAGAUGAAUACGAUACAGGAAGGUGCAGUUAUGCUGUGCAUGAUCACAGGCCUCAGUUCCAAUGGCAAAAUUGUCAAGUUGUCGGCAGACCUUCAAAAGAUCGCCAAUUCUAAGAAGCCGACGUACUUGAGCGACGCACCGACUGUCGAUGCCUUUUUACCGGGAACGGCGGUCGAAUUUCUCCUCACAGAUAUCACGCCCAGGGGUGUGGCUGGCAAGGUUAUGGGCAGCAUCGAUGUGACAGCCGACUUAAUACACUCUGGACUCGGUAACGCUGGAAAGGACCUAGAGAAGAAAUACAAGGUCGGCAGCAAAGUCAAAGGCAGAAUUAUCUGCACAUUCCCAAAUGUUGAACCCAGGAAACUUGGCAUCUCCCUACUGGAUCAUGUUAUGUCCCUCUCGACACAGCAGGCACAGAAGAACGCACAGAAACACGAUCCUCUUCAGAUCCUCCCAUUAUCCAGCAUCAUUGAAGAAGCGACAGUCAAAAAAGUUCAACCAGGAAUAGGCUUAUUCGUUGACAUCGGAGUUAAAGGGGUGAAUGGUUUUGUGCAUAUUUCGAGGGUUGCAGAUUCAAAAGUCGAAACACUUUCUGAAUCAGUCGGGCCUUACAAAGUUGACUCAACCCACCGGGGCAGAGUUGUCGGGUAUAACUCACUGGAUGGAAUCUAUCUCGUGUCUCUGGAGCAGAGGAUCCUUGAACAGCCAUUUUUGCAGAUCGAAGACCUAACCAUUGGCGAGGUUGUCAAGGGAAAGGUGGAUAAGCUACUUAUCAACGAAGCCGGUAUUGGUGGCCUGUUUGUCAAACUUGCCGACGGUAUCACCGGCCUUGUACCAGAAAUGCAUAUGGCUGAUGUCAAAUUUCUUCACCCCGAGAAGAAAUUCAAAGAAGGCCUUAGUGUCACUGCCCGUGUCCUUUCGACGGACUUGAGCAAGCGCCAGUUUCGCCUAACAUUGAAAAAGGCGUUGGUUAACUCUGAAAGCCCCGUUUUCAAGUCAUACGAAGAUAUUGAACCUGGCUCGCAAAGCCCGGGGACUAUAAUCAGCAUUCUACCUGGCGGAGCAGUUGUCCAGUUUUAUGGUACUGUUCGUGGCUUCCUACCAGUCUCGGAGAUGAGCGAGUCAUACAUACAGGAUCCUAGCCAACACUUCCGCGUUGGGCAAGUCGUCAAUGUUCAUGUCCUAAAUGUUGACCCUGCAGCCGCAAGACUCACAGUUUCCUGCAAAGAUCCGGCAGCCUUUGGGCUCUCACAACAAAGUGCGCUGAAGAAGCUUCGAAUUGGCGAAAUAGUUUCCGCCACCGUGACGGAGAAGUCCAAUGACGACAUAUCGGUUGAACUUGAACUCUCUGGUCUGCGGGCUAUACUCCCUGUCGGGCAUCUUACGGAUGGCUCGGAGGCCAAAAACUUGUCAGCUUUCAAGAAGAUAAGGGUGGGACAGACGCUCCAAAACCUGGCUGUCAUUGACAAAGUCGAAAAGAACCGACUCAUAACUCUUACAAACAAGUCCAGCCUAGUUAAAGCAGCGAACGAGAGAACUCUGUUACGAGAGUUUGCCGAUGUUAAGGAGAGCAAGAUUGUGCAUGGUUUUGUGAAGAACAUCACACCUACAGCAGUUUUUGUCCAAUUUGGAGGUGGAGUUACUGGGCUUUUGCCAAAGUCUAAAUUACAAGAUGAGGCUCAGACUCUGCAUGAUUUUGGCCUCCGCCGCCUCCAAUCAUUGACGGCCAAGGUCCUCUCUGUUGAUCAAAGCGAGAAACGAUUUCUGCUGUCUGUCAAAGACAUUAACAUCCCGGUACCAUCCGUCGAUGGCGAGUUGGUACACCGUGGCGAAUCCCAGAAGGCUGUUAACCCAGUUGAUGAAAGCAUAACUGCUGCGGAAGACUUUACGUUGGGCAGGGUCACGAUGGCUAGGAUCGCCUCGGUCAAAGAAACCCAAAUUAAUGUGCAGUUGGCCGACAAUAUCCAAGGCAGAAUCGAUGUAUCUGAAGCUUUUGGAUCUUGGGAGGAGAUCAAAGACCGGAAGCAUCCACUGAAGCAAUUCUCUGCGAAACAGACUAUCCCCGUUCGAGUUCUUGGUAUCCAUGAUGCCAAAAACCAUAGGUUCUUGCCCAUCACCCACACAGCCGGCAAGACGGCAGUCUUCGAACUGUCUGCAAAGUUGGCUAAAACAACAGAGAGCGCACCAGAGGCUCUUACCCUUAAUAAAGUGAAGGUGGGGUCAUCUUGGAUUGCAUUUGUCAACAAUGUGCGUGACGAUUGCCUCUGGGUUAAUAUAUCCCCCAACGUUCGGGGACGUAUCGGCGCUCUUGACAUCUCCGACGAUGUAUCCUUACUCAACAACCUCGAGUCAAAGUUUCCAGUUGGGUCUGCCAUAAAAGUCAGCGUGACUGGGAUUGAUGUUGCAAAUAACCGCCUGGACCUAAGCGGCCGAUCAGCAAGAGGCAGCAGCAGUGCUUUGAGUUUCCAAGAUUUAAAGAAGGAUAUGGUUGUACCUGCAAGGGUCACUAAGGUCACAGAGCGUCAAAUCAUGGUCCAACUGAGCGAUAAAGUCUCAGGGCCAGUGAACUUGACUGAUCUUACUGAUGACUUCUCCGACGCCAACCCAACAAUCUAUUCGAAAAACGAUAUUGUUCGCGUGUGUAUCACAGACGUUGACGUCCCCAACAAACGCAUAAGGCUCACAACAAGACCAUCCCGAGUUCUCAAUUCCUCUCUACCUGUUAAAGAUGCGGAAGUUUCAUCUGUUGCGCAGCUGAAGGUGAAUGAUGUUGUCAGGGGCUUUGUCAAGAAUGUUGCCGAGAAUGGCAUAUUCAUCAGCCUUGGUGGGAACGUGACAGCCUACACUCGAGUAUCCGACCUCUCCGACGCCUACAUCAAGGAAUGGAAGUCAAGCUUCCAGGUCGAUCAGCUUGUCAAGGGAAAAGUGAUAGCCGCCGAUCCAGCCUUGAACCAUGUCCAGUUGAGCCUAAAAUCGUCUAUUGUCGACAACGAUUAUGUUGCACCUAUAUCACUUAAUGACCUGGAGGUUGGCCAGACUAUUACUGGCAAGAUUCGAAAGGUUGAGGAUUUCGGUGUGUUCAUCGUUGUGGACGGCUCGAUGAACGUUAGUGGUUUAUGCCAUAGGAGUGAAAUGGCUGAAAGUCGGGUCACAGAUGUCAAGAAGCUUUACUCUGAGGGUGAUGCUGUGAAGGCAAAGGUACUAAAGAUUGAAUUAGACAAGAGGCGCGUAAGCUUUGGUCUAAAAGCUUCAUACUUCAAAGAUCAAUCCGAAAGUGACGAGGAAAUGGAUGAUGGCAUAGAAGAUGGCAUGGAAGGAGUACAACUGGGUAGUGACGACGACGCAAAUUCGGAAGAGGAGGAUUCCGGCAACUUGGAGAGGCUUGACGCAUCAGCCGCAUUAUCAGGAGAUGAUUCGGACUCCGAUAUGGAAGAUGCUCCACAGAAACCAAGCGGUCUCCCACUCGAAGCGGGAGGAUUCAACUGGACUGCGUCCACCCUGGAUGAUGCGGACCAGCAAAUUGGUAUAGAUUCUGAUGAAGAGGGGUUGGCAAGUGCGUCGAAAAAGAAGACACGCCGCAAGCCACUUAUCAAGGUCGACCGUACUGGAGAGCUUGAUGCCAAUGGCCCACAGUCGACAAGUGAUUUCGAACGGCUAUUGCUGAGCGAACCGGAUUCUUCACAGUUGUGGAUUGAAUACAUGGCUUUCCAGGUGAAGCUCAGUGAACUUGCCAAAGCACGAGAGGUUGCAGAGCGAGCCAUUCGAACCAUCAACAUGCGCGAAGAAGCGGAGAAGAUGAACGUAUGGAUAGCCCUGCUUAACCUGGAAAAUGCGUAUGGAAGCGAUGACACGACCGAAGAAGUCUUCAAACGUGCCUGUCAGUAUAACGAUGCUUUCGAAAUCCAUGAACGGUUGACAAGCAUCUACAUUCAGUCGGGCAAGCAUACCAAAGCCGAUGAGCUCUUCCAAGUUCUGAUCAAGAAGUUUUCGCAAUAUCCCAAUGCCUGGUACAAUUAUGCGCAUUUCCUGCAUUAUACGCUGUCAUCUCCAGAUAGAGCAUGGGCUCUUUUACCCAGGGCCAUUCAGUCGCUACCAUCGCAUAACCACCUCAGUCUCACGAUCAAGUUUGCAGCUCUCGAGUUUCACUCACCGCAUGGCUCACCUGAACGAGGAAGAACGACAUUUGAGGGAGUCUUGGCAACGUUCCCGAAGAGGUUGGAUCUCUGGAAUCAACUUUUGGAUCUCGAGAUACAACAGGGUGAUGAAGGCAUAGUCAGGGCACUCUUUGAGCGAGUAGCCAGGAGUAAGGACUUGAAGCCGAAGGGUGCAAAGGCCUGGUUCAAGCGUUGGAGUGAGUGGGAGGGAAAGCACGGAGAUGCCAAGAGCCAGGAGAAGGUUAAGGCAAAGGCAGUAGAAUGGGUUCGCGCCACGGGAAGAUUGGAAGGUUGAGGAUAUAUAUAUCGGUUGCAUUAGCUAGUCAAUACACGUUCAUUCAUUUUUAACAU
Pseudogymnoascus verrucosus is the source of this 5506-nucleotide messenger RNA. RefSeq names its product RNA binding protein (gene RRP5). Gene Ontology annotation, molecular function: RNA binding; protein binding. NCBI's taxonomy places the organism in Eukaryota, Fungi, Ascomycota, Leotiomycetes, Thelebolales, Thelebolaceae. The coding region runs from base 72 to 5450 and encodes 1792 amino acids. The record is from RefSeq and is a predicted model, not a curated record. Gene Ontology annotation, cellular component: small-subunit processome; nucleolus. The transcript is spliced from 3 exons. Gene Ontology annotation, biological process: rRNA processing.